Molecule: messenger RNA, 6709 nt
Organism: Mercenaria mercenaria
Lineage: Eukaryota; Metazoa; Mollusca; Bivalvia; Venerida; Veneridae
Product: aminopeptidase N-like
Exons: 41
Coding region: 57-5747 (1896 amino acids)
Biological process (GO): peptide catabolic process; proteolysis
Cellular component (GO): cytoplasm
Molecular function (GO): peptide binding; metalloaminopeptidase activity; zinc ion binding
Source: RefSeq, a predicted model, not a curated record
AUCGUAAAGACCAGUACCGCAGCGCUAUCACAACGGGUAACAAUUUUGGCGAUGUCAUGUCGUCAAAAUACGAGUUAAGUGAUCUUUCUGGUUCUGAUAGAAAUAUAGUUAGUGAAGACAAAAUGUCUGCCAAGGAAGGAGGAUGCUACGUUAGAACAGCCACAGGGUUUCUUAUUGCCCUUGUCGCAAUCUUAAUAUCAGUGGGAGUGGGUCUGAUUGUUCAUUUUGCCGAGAACCGUCCUAUCGAAUGCAGUUUUCCAGACACAUAUACUGGCGGUGCAGGGAAGUCACAACAACAAGGACGUCAAGUUGUUCAGUGUCCACAAUCGACAACAAAAGCCGCAAACUUUCAUACGCCAAGUGUGUCACCAUCAGCUACAACAGCCAUGCCGCGGUUAAAAGACGUUCGACUCCCAACGUCUUUAGUGCCAGUGCAUUAUGAUCUCAGACUUCAGCCGGAAAUGUAUUCUACGGAUCCAUCUAAAUUCAUAUUUGAGGGAAAAGUUGCCAUUGACCUAAACUGUACACAAGCGACAAGGAAUGUUACAUUACAUAUCAAUAUGUUGAACAUAACAAAAGACUCAAUAGUGUUUAAAUUGAAAUCAGGAUCAGGGAGCACACCACACUAUGUUAAACAUACGGAAGAUAAAGAGCGUCAGUUUCUGAUUAUCCAGCUGGAUAAAGAUACAACACCAGGGUCACAGUACCAACUGUCUAUGGAUUUUGUUGGACCACUGAGAGACGACUUGCAAGGGUUUUACUUAAGUAGUUACAAAGAAGGCAAUCAAACUGUGUAUUUAGCUACAACCCAGUUUGAGCCUACAGAUGCACGGAAAGCUUUCCCAUGUUUCGAUGAGCCAGCUAUAAAGUCGACCUUCAAAGUGACCUUGGUGAGAAAGAAACACCUGAUGUCUUUGUCCAAUAUGCCACGCGAAAACGUUAUACCAAUAGCCAACGAUUACGUGGAAGAUAAAUAUCAGAUAUCAAAAAAGAUGUCAACUUAUCUCCUUGCCUUUGUAAUUGGUCAGUUCAACAAAACAGAAAACCGAACAGCACACAAUCUUCUGUAUGGUGCCUGGGCCAGACCACAAUCUGUGGAUCAGACUCAUGUUGCACUGGAUGUUGGCAUAAACACAAUAGUCAAUUACGAAAAGUAUUUUGGUGUACGUUUUCCCCUACCUAAACAAGAUAUGAUAGCCUUGCCUGAUUUUCGGCCUGGUGCUAUGGAGAACUGGGGUUUGAUCACCUAUAGAGAGUCAUACAUGUUGUACACUACUGGUGUAACUUCAAGGAAGAACAAGCAAAACACUGUUACAGUCAUUACUCAUGAACUCGCUCAUCAGUGGUUUGGAGACCUAGUGACGAUGAGUUGGUGGGAUGACCUUUGGCUGAAUGAAGGAUUUGCCAGAUUUGUUGAGCAUAUGGGUGCGAAUAUGCUAUAUCCAGACUGGAAAAUGUUUGAACAGUUUGUUGCUCAUACUACGCAUGCAGCUUUUGAAUUUGAUUCGCUGGUUUCUUCCCAUCCUAUUUACGUACCGGUAGAGAACCCGGAUGAAAUACACGAGAUUUUCGACUCCAUAUCAUAUGACAAGGGUGGCUCUGUCAUACGCAUGAUAAGAUUUGUUCUCGGAGAAGAAACUUUUAAAAACGGUUUACAGCUCUACCUGAGGAAUCAUAGUUAUGGUAAUGCCGAUCACAACGACCUAUGGAAUGCCUGGGCAACACAAGCUAAGAAUGACGGACAUCAGGUGGACGUUAAGAAGAUUAUGGAUACAUGGACACUCCAAAUGAACUACCCGGUAGUUAAGAUCACCAAGCUGAAUGGUAAAAUUCGUCUGGAACAAAGUCGGUUUUUAAAAAACAAAAAUGCAAGAGAUCCUGAAAAGUAUCAUAGUACAUUUGGGUACAAAUGGGAAAUUCCCUUCACUUAUGUAACUAGUGCUGCACCAAAUGUCAACAUUACGAACUCGGACAUUAAGUGGUUGAGUGAUACAACCUUAGAUAUUGAUCAUGUGAAUGUAGCUGCAGAUGAGUGGAUUUUGGGUAAUAUUGAUCAAUAUGGGUAUUACAGAGUUAAUUACGAGGAUUCUAACUGGAAAUUACUUAUACAGCAACUCAAAACAAAACACAAGGUCAUUUCAAACAUAAAUAGAGCACAGAUAAUCAAUGAUGCUUGGAGUUUAGCGAGGGCAGGCCAAUUGUCAACUGAUAUUGCAUUGAAUAUUCUCGAGUAUUUAGGCAAAGAACAAGAUUAUAUCCCAUGGGUAGCUGCAAGAACUCAACUUCAAUAUCUAGAUGACAUGCUUAGAAAAACUGAAUUAUAUGGGAAGUUUGAGAAUUUCAUGUUAUCGAAACUGUCAGACCCAUUCAAACAUUUUGGACUGGAUGAUACGAAUGCUUCUCAUAUUGAUUCGCUGAUAAGAAGCGAUAUUGUAGAAAUGGCUUGUUCUUAUGGAUUGAAAGAUUGUAUUCAACACGCGAAACAGCUGUUUGGGAAAUGGAUGGACAGUCCAGAUGAUAAUCCCAUAGAUCCUGAUCUAAGACCUGCUGUAUACUGUACUGCGAUAGCAGAGGGAGAUGAAACUGAAUGGACAUUCGCCUUCGAAAAGUUUAAAGCUGCCACAGUUGCAACUGAGAAAGUCACUUUGUCAAGGGCGUUAGCUUGCACAAGAAGCACGUGGUUGCUCAGCAGGUAUUUAGAACUGAGCGUAACGCCCAGCGUGGUACGAAAACAGGAUGCUACGAAAGUGAUACUGUACAUUGGAGCAAACCCUAUCGGGCAAUCGUUAGCUUGGGACUUUGUUAGAGGAAAGUGGGACUACCUUUUCAACACGUAUGGUAAAGGCGUCUUCUCAUUUGCAAGGUUAAUAUCAGGAAUAACUGCAACAUUUAAUACAGAGUUCCAGUUGAAGCAGUUACACGAUUUUCUUGAGGAGUAUCCAGAUAUGGGUACUGGUAACAGAGCCUUCAAACAGGCCAUAGAGAAAACAGAAUCCAAUAUUAUGUGGAUGAAGAGAAACAGAGAUACCGUUGCUACAUGGCUGGACAAUGUUGGUACCCCUCAUGAUGCAAGGGUAAAGGACGUACGACUACCACUUCAUCUAAUUCCUGAUUCGUAUGAUGUCACCCUGAAACCAAACAUGUAUAGCAAUGACCCAGAACAGUUUAAUUUCGAAGGACAUGUGAAAAUCGUAAUGACGGCAAAGGAAAUCGGACGAAAUGUUACCUUACAUGUAAACAAACUAAACAUAAAUGAAAAAAGCAUUAAUUUCGGCAAACAAGAUGGAUCGAAGGGACCUAAAUAUAAAGGUCAAAGACUAACAGAUGAUAAGAGACAAUUUGAAAUAUUCUUUCUGGACUCGGACACUGUUGCGGGGGAAAAAUACACGAUUGAAAUGAAUUUUACUGGGCCUCUAACAGGAGAUUUGGCAGGAUUAUACCUAAGUCAAUAUAAACGGGAAAAUGAUACCAUAUACAUUGCCACGACUCAGUUUGAGCCAACUGAUGCUAGGAAGGCAUUCCCAUGCUUUGAUGAGCCACAGUUGAAAGCUGUAUUCAACGUUAGACUUGUCAGAAAAUCUCACAUGGUCUCUAUAUCCAACAUGCCAAUCAUUAGUGAACAAAAAAUGGAAGACGAUUUUUUGAUGGACAUUUACAACACAUCAGCCAAAAUGUCAACAUACCUUCUUGCGUUUAUUGUAUGCGAUUUCAAGUACACUGCAGAUACAACAACAACGGGCGUGAAGUACAGAGCAUGGGCUCGUCCAGAAUCACUCAACCAGACGAAAGUUGCUUUAGAAACCGGUACAACUUUAUUGACUUACUAUGCUGAGUAUUUUGGAGAAGCGUUCCCUUUGCCUAAACAAGAUAUGAUUGCCAUACCUGAUUUCGCUGCGGGAGCCAUGGAGAACUGGGGCUUGAUUACAUAUCGGGAGACCGCAAUGCUGUAUGAGCCAGGAGUGUCAUCUGAGGCCAAUUUGCAACGAGUUAAAGUCGUCGUUGCCCAUGAACUAGCACACCAGUGGUUUGGUGAUCUCGUCACAAUGGAGUGGUGGGAUGAUCUUUGGCUGAACGAAGGUUUCGCCUCUUUUGUGGAAUAUAUGGGUACAGACCAUGUCAGUCCUGACUGGAAUAUGUUUGAACAGUUCGUUUUCGAAAUAUAUGAGGUGUUCGACAUAGAUUCUCUAGCAUCGUCACAUCCUAUAUAUGUUCCUGUGCAAAAUCCAGACGAAAUCAACGAAAUUUUUGAUACCAUAUCAUAUGCAAAGGGCGGUUCGGUUAUAAGAAUGAUGCGGUUCUUCCUUGGCGAAGAGACGUUUAAGAAAGGUCUUCAGCAAUAUCUACAUGAAAGAAAAUACAAAAAUGCUUUCCAUGAUGACCUUUGGAAUGCACUUGAAAAGCAAGCUGAUACCGAACAUAAAAAUAUCAAGGUGAAGGACAUUUUAGACACAUGGAUAUUACAGAUGAAUUAUCCCGUCGUAACAGUUACCAAAGAUACAACUGGAAAGAUAAAGUUGCAACAGGAAAGAUUUCUUAAGGACAAAAAUGCGAAAGAUCCAGGCACAUAUACAUCACCAUUUAACUACCAAUGGAAGAUACCAUUUACAUAUACAACCAGUGAAAAUGCACAAUUUAACCAAACAGAUAAAAAUGUCAUGUGGCUAAAUGAGGGAGAGAUGAGUUUACAAACGAAUUACCCGACGUCCAAGGAUUCCUGGAUCAUUGGUAACAUUCAGCAGUAUGGAGUAUAUAGGGUGAAUUAUGACAGUGACAACUGGAACAGCCUGAUAAACCAGCUCAAAACGAAUCACAAGGUCAUUCAUGUGCUUAACAGAGGUCAAAUUAUUAACGACGCUUUUGGGCUUGCUCAAGCAAAGAUGUUGUCAAUGAACACUGCCUUAAACACCUUAGAAUAUUUGUCAUCUGAAACAGAAUAUGUACCGUGGGUAGCAGCCAGCUCUCAGCUCGGUUAUAUACAUAACAUGAUAGCUGAAACGGAGUUAUAUGGAUCGUUUGAGCGCUUUAUGCAAAGUACAGUCAUGAAACAGUAUGAAAGACUCGGUCUGGACGAUACAAAUGCGAGCCAUCUAGAGUCCUAUGUAAGGGCCCGUAUCGCUAGUCAUGCAUGUGGAUAUGAUAUAGAGAAUUGCACAAAUGCGGCGAAACAACUUCUGCAACAAUACAUGAAUACACCGGAUAAUAAUCCGAUCGAACCAGAGCUGAAGUCUACUAUAUAUUGCACUGCACUACGAGAGGGAGGAGAGAAAGAGUGGAACUUCUUGUUCGAGAAGUAUAUGACAGCUACCGUUCAAGCAGAGAAGUCACGCAUUCUUAGUUCUCUGAGCUGCACGAGAAAAACGUGGAUCCUUAAUAAAUUUCUUGAACUCGCCUUAGACGAUAGUGUCGUAAGAAAGCAAGACGCCUACAAAGUGUUCAUCAACGUCGGCAGAAAUAUCGUCGGGCGUGCUGUAGCAUGGGAUUUCUUCAGGGCUAACUGGAAUGAUAUCUACAAAACAUAUGGCACGGGGUCAUUUUCUUUAAGCGACAUCAUUGCCGGUGUCACAGCCUCUUUCAAUACAGAGUUCCAACUUCAAGAGCUGAGAGACUUUCAGAUGACUCAUCCGGAUAUGGGCUCAGGAACAAGAGCAUUUUCCCAAACCAUUGAAAAUACCAAAACUAACAUUCAGUGGAUGGGAGACAAUUAUGACACGGUGAAAGACUGGUUAAAGAAGUAUACGAAGCCAUAAUUAAAUCAGUGAUUGAUGAGUUAUACGACAUUCAUUAAUGGAUGAAGCGCAUCAUGACACUACAUUCUAUGUACAUAUGUACGAUAAUCUACACAUAUUAUGCAUAUAUUCGGAAAUACAUUAUAUUUUUAUACUAUCUUAGUAUUUGAAUCUACCGCGUUUGACUAUUUUGAAAUGAAUAUCAAAUUGAUGUAUAGACAGAAAUUAUAAUUGAAACUUUUGCUGUAUUUUUAUUCCCUAUUUUACCGAAGGAUGAGCACUUUUAUACUUUCUGCAAUAUAUUUUUUCUUGUAGCUAAGUAACAGUUGGUAUGGUGACGCACAAACAUAUCUUGUCCGUAGACACUUAAGGGUCAUAGCACUGCAAAAAAAUCUAUAGAGUUAAAUCUAUAGAAUCAUUAGGGAAAUCAACAUGAUUUGCAUUACAUUAUUAAGGUUGGAGUCAUUACCUAUUAGAACUUCUAGGAAUGGCAUAGUGGUUGUGCUGUGGACCGUCACUAUGCGGAUGGGAUACAGCAACUGCUAUUUUUUCAAUGCAAAAUACAAUUCAAAAUGCUUUUACUAUGAGUAAGUUAUCGUGCCCACCUUAUUUUAGGCUGCCGAAAUCCUAAGACGGUGCCCGAUUAUUGUUUUUCCUGCUUAUGUGUGUGCGUCUGUGUGUCUUGGGCAGUGCCCUACAGUGUUGUUGUAUCUUACUUGUCUGUGCGGUGCCCUACAGUAGAAAUCUACCCUUAUCUGCCUUGACAUUUUUACAAGAAAAGAAUACUUUUAUAACUUUUAAUGCGUUAAACAUUUGGGGUACUAUUACUAGUAUCACAUGUUGUUCUUUGUAAAAACAGUAUAAUGUAAUCGAAGUGAAAUUGAUAUAUACGUGUAAUAUGAAACAGAAAUCAAUACACUUUUUUAUCAUUUGUGACAUUUUACUAGAAAUCAUAUUUCCAUUAAAUCUUUUUUAAAAUUUAA